AUGUGUGCAGUUAUGGAAAUAAUUACAUAUUUUUUCUUGUUACAGCCCAACAUAACUACCUUUGGCUUCCUCUUCGACAUUGACGGGGUAGUGGUACGAGGAAAGACUCCAAUUCCUGCUGCAAAAAAAGCCUUUCAAAAGCUAGUUAAUUCUCAGGGACAAUUCUUGGUGCCAGUAGUAUUUGUCACCAAUGCAGGAAACUGCCUUCGCCAGAAGAAAGCUGAUCAGUUGUCUCAUAUUUUGGGAGUGCCGAUUUCACAAGACCAAGUUGUGAUGUCUCAUAGUCCUUUACGGAUGUUCAAAUGUUACCAUGACAAAUGCGUUCUGAUGUCUGGGCAAGGACCACUUCUUGACAUUGCCAAAUACCUGGGUUUUUGUCAACCUAUUACCAUUGAUAUACUGCGUGAGACAUUUCCUUUACUGGAUAUGGUUGACCAUGACAGACGGCCUAAAGUUUUGCAUUUGCCAGCUGUGGAACUUCCCAAAAUUGAGGCUGUUGUUUUGUUUGGAGAACCAGUCAGAUGGGAGACUAAUCUUCAACUGAUAAUAGAUGUUCUGCUGACCGGCGGCUGGCCUGGAAAGCCACAUCAUCAAGCCAGUUACCCACAUAUACCCGUGCUUGCUUGUAAUAUGGAUCUGAUGUGGAUGGCUGAAGCACAGUCUCCAAGAUUUGGGCAUGGAACAUUCAUGGUUUGUUUGGAAAAUAUUUACAAGAAGAUCACUGGCAAAGAACUGAAAUAUGAGGCCUUGAUGGGCAAACCUAGUGAAUUGACCUAUCACUAUGCAGAGUACCUGAUUAGGAUGCAGGCAGCACAAAGACACUGGAAGAAGCCUAUUCAAACUCUUUAUGCCAUUGGGGACAACCUAAUGACUGAUAUCUAUGGUGCUAACCUUUAUAAUCGUUACCUUGAAGAGAAGAAUUCCAGAAAAGGUUCCAAAGGGCGUAUCCAGGCCAAAGUUGCUGCUGGGACCAGGUCUGCCACUAUUUCUCAGGAUGAUGAAAUAGACCACACUUGGCAAAAUGAACUUGCACCUGCUACUGCCACCAGUUGCAGGUCUGUUCUUGUUUGUACUGGGGUUUACAAUCCUCACACAGAGGUGCCCUCUGACACCAGAGAGAGUAUAACUGAGACUGUGUUCCAUGGUCACAGAGAUUUUAGAUUUGAUCCUGCUUUGGUAGAGCCAGACCAUAUUGUACCAGAUGUUGAUGCUGCUGUAGAUCUGAUCUACCAACUGGAGAAUUUUGCACCUGAUCAAGAUACUACAACUUUUUAAGGAUUGUUCAUUCAAAAGCACAUCAGGGUUUACAGCACAGUACAAAAUGUUGCUUUCUAACACGUUUAACCCUUUAACCUCAAUAUUUUAAAACACUUUCCUGAACUGGCCUCUCCUACGUAGCACACCAGAACUGGCUUUAUUUGUCAUAAUUACCUCCUGACCGUAAUGUUAUGAGGAAAGUAGAAUUUCCAUGUAUUUUAAAGUUUAUUAAUCAUGUGUCUGACAUUUCUUCUGUCAAUUGUACACCGCUACCUCGAUAUAACACCACCCGAUAUAACACAAAUUUGGAUAUAACGCGGUAAAGCAGUGC
This is a messenger RNA of Gopherus evgoodei (Goodes thornscrub tortoise), 1588 nucleotides long. Its product is annotated as haloacid dehalogenase-like hydrolase domain-containing 5. Gene Ontology annotation, biological process: glycerophospholipid biosynthetic process. Gene Ontology annotation, cellular component: mitochondrion. NCBI's taxonomy places the organism in Eukaryota, Metazoa, Chordata, Testudines, Testudinidae. The transcript is spliced from 7 exons. The record is from RefSeq and is a predicted model, not a curated record. The coding region runs from base 1 to 1275 and encodes 424 amino acids.